Molecule: messenger RNA, 1835 nt
Organism: Carlito syrichta (Philippine tarsier)
Lineage: Eukaryota; Metazoa; Chordata; Mammalia; Primates; Tarsiidae
Gene: HNF4G
Product: hepatocyte nuclear factor 4 gamma
Exons: 10
Coding region: 67-1455 (462 amino acids)
Biological process (GO): cell differentiation; anatomical structure development; regulation of transcription by RNA polymerase II
Molecular function (GO): nuclear receptor activity; zinc ion binding; RNA polymerase II cis-regulatory region sequence-specific DNA binding
Source: RefSeq, a predicted model, not a curated record
GGAUUAUCACUCACAGAUUGAAAGCAAAGCAGUCUUCACACACUCUGGGCUUGCGAGGCCACUUGAAUGUGUGUUUCUAAAUCAAUGAUGAGGGUAUCGGAACCAAUACUAGACAUGGAUAUGGCAAAUUAUAGUGAAGUUUUGGACCCAACUUACACAACUUUGGAGUUUGAAACUAUGCAGAUUCUAUAUAAUUCAAAUGAAAGUUCUGCUCCAGAGACGACAAGUAUGAAUACCACAGACAGUGGUGUCAACUGUCUAUGUGCUAUUUGUGGGGAUAGGGCAACAGGGAAACACUACGGAGCGUCGAGCUGUGAUGGGUGCAAGGGCUUCUUCAGACGCAGCAUACGCAAGAGUCACGUCUAUUCCUGCAGGUUCAGUCGGCAAUGUGUUGUUGACAAGGACAAACGGAAUCAAUGUAGAUAUUGUCGAUUAAGAAAGUGUUUUAGAGCAGGAAUGAAAAAAGAAGCUGUGCAAAAUGAACGUGAUAGAAUAAGCACCAGAAGAAACACAUUUGAUGGCAGCAACAUCCCCUCCAUUAAUACACUGGCACAAGCUGAAGUUCGGUCUCGCCAGAUCCAAGUCUCAAGCCCUGGAGCAAGCACUGACAUAAAUGUCAAGAAAAUCGCAAGUAUUGGUGAUGUCUGUGAAUCUAUGAAACAGCAGCUCUUAGUCUUGGUAGAAUGGGCUAAAUAUAUUCCUGCCUUCUGUGAGUUACCAUUGGAUGAUCAGGUGGCACUGUUGAGAGCUCAUGCAGGAGAACAUUUAUUGCUUGGAGCUACAAAGAGAUCCAUGAUGUAUAAAGAUAUUUUGCUUUUGGGGAACAACUAUGUUAUUCACCGCAACAGCUGUGAAGUUGAAAUUAGCCGUGUGGCAAAUAGGGUUCUAGACGAACUGGUUCGACCAUUUCAGGAAAUCCAAAUUGAUGACAACGAGUAUGCUUGUUUGAAGGCAAUUGUGUUUUUUGACCCAGAUGCAAAAGGGCUAAGUGACCCAGUAAAAAUUAAGAACAUGCGGUUCCAAGUGCAGAUCAGUUUGGAGGACUACAUCAAUGAUCGUCAAUAUGACUCUCGGGGGAGGUUUGGAGAACUGCUUCUGCUCCUGCCCACACUUCAAAGCAUUACUUGGCAAAUGAUUGAGCAAAUACAGUUUGUUAAACUUUUUGGAAUGGUUAAAAUUGACAACCUACUUCAGGAAAUGUUACUGGGUGGUGCUUCCAAUGAUGGUAGUCAUCUCCAUCAUCCAGUGCAUCCACAUUUAUCUCAGGAUCCAUUAACUGGACAAACUAUACUUUUAGGUCCCAUGUCAACACUGAUUCAUACAGACCAGAUUUCAACUCCUGAAACCCCACUCCCUUCCCCACCACAAGGCUCUGGACAAGAACAGUACAAGAUAGCUGCAAACCAAGCUUCAGUCAUUGCACACCAGCCUCUCACCAAACAAAAGCAAUUGUGAAAAUGUGUUUACUUCUGAACGGCACUGCAUAAAUGUGAAAAGUUGUUGGUCUUAAAAUAUCUCAGGAUAGUACGUUUGGCAAACUCUUAGCCAAGGCUUUUUCAUGGUGCUGUAGUAAGAUGGUGUCCUGCCUGUUUUCUUGUUUAUAUGUUUUGUUUGUUGUUCCUACUAUGUAAAACUUUUACAUACAACCAAUGGUGUAUAUCAUUGUUUGAAGAUGUUUAUAUAAUGUAUUUUUUCCAGCUCCGCCUGCAUUGUGAAACAGUUGAAUCUUAUGUAUGACUUUCAUUGGUUUUCUUAAUGUUAAUUUAAGUCUGUAAAUAAUUGCUUUAUUGUGAUGUGAUACAGAACUAAAUGUUCCUUUUUUAAAACUGAGAAUA